AUUCAACAUCACAUUCCUGAAAUGAAAGUAUAAGUUAGUGAGAAACAGCAGAGCUGCAGUCUGGAGAACAUCAACGAACUCAAAUACAGAGUGCAGACAUGUCUGCUGACAGCAAUCUGCAGUCUGAAGAUCGCUUUCUUUGCUCCAUCUGUCUGGAUGUGUUCACUGAUCCGGUCACCACAUCAUGUGGACACAACUUCUUCAAAAAGUGCAUCACUCAAUAUUGGGAUGUUCAUGAGAGGUGUCAAUGUCCCCUGUGUAAGGAGACUUUCAACAGUAGACCUCAGCUGAAGAUCAACACCUUCAUCUCUGAGAUGGUUGCUCAGUUCAGACGUGAAGCUCAGCAGAAAGCCAGCAGCAGCAGCUCGGAGCAACAAGCUGCCAAACCAGGAGAAAUUCCCUGUGACGUCUGCACUGGAACCAGACUGAAGGCCCUGAAGUCCUGCCUGGUGUGUCUGACCUCCUACUGUCAGACUCACCUGGAGCCUCAUCUGACAGCUACAAGUCUGAAAAGACAUCAGCUGAUUGAGCCUGUGGAGAACCUGGAAAACAGGAUGUGUAGGAAGCACGAUAAACAUCUGGAGCUGUUCUGUAAGACCGACCAGACAUGUAUCUGCAUGCUCUGCUCUGUUUUAGACCACAAGACUCAUGAAGUUGUUCCUCUGAGAGAAGAAUAUGAAGGAAAGAAGGCAGAGCUGGAGAAGACAGAGGCUGAGAUUCAGCAGAUGAUCCAGAAGAGACGACUGAAGAUUCAGGAGAUCAAAGAGUCGGUGAAGAUGAGCAAAGAUGCUGCAGACAGACAGAAAGCAGAAGGUGUUCAGGUCCUCACGGCUUUGAUGGAGUCUGUUGAGAGACGCCUGAAGGAGCUCAUAAAGGAGAUCGAAGACAAACAGGAAACUACAGAGAAACAGGCUGAAGGUGUCAUCAAAGAUCUGGAACAGGAAAUCUCUGAGCUGAUGGAGAGAAGCUCUGAGGUGGAGCAGCUCUCACACUCUGAAGACCACCUCCACCUCCUCCAAAGCUUCUCCUCCCUGAAAGCUGCUCUAUGCACCAAGGACUGGACAGAGGUCAGAGUCCGUCCACCAUCAUAUGAGGAGACCGUGGGGAGAGCUGUGGAGACACUCAGGAAAGACAUGAAGAAGCUGUUUGAAGCUGAACUGAAGAGGGUCCAGCAGUAUGCAGUGGAUGUGACUCUGGAUCCUGACACAGCAAAUCCUGACCUCAUCCUGUCUGAUGAUGGAAAACAAGUGAAGUAUGGUGAUGUGAAGAAGAAACUUCCGGACAACCCAGAGAGAUUUUCUCAGUGUGUUUGUGUUUUAGGAGAGCAGAGUUUCUCUUCAGGCAGAUUUUACUUUGAGGUUCAGGUUAAAGGAAAGACUAAAUGGAGUUUGGGAGUGGCCACAGAGUCGAUCAGCAGGAAGGGAAAAAUCAGACUGAGUCCUCAGAACGGUCUCUGGACUGUAUGUCUGAGAAAUGGAAAUAAGUACAAAGCUUGUGCUGCCCCUCCAGUCCGUCUCUCUCUCCAGUCUGGUCCUGAGAAGGUGGGGGUGUUUGUAGACUAUGAGGAGGGUCUGGUCUCCUUCUAUGAUGUAGAUGCUGCAGCUCUGAUCUACUCGUUCACUGGCUGCUCCUUCACUGAGAAACUCCACCCGUACUUGAAUCCAUGUAAUAAUGAUGAUGGUAAGAACGCUGCACCUCUGCUGAUCACUCCUAUCAAUCUCAUUCUGUGUGAAGACCGUCUGGAUUAAGAACAUUCACUGAUAACACUCAAUGAGUUUGGUGCUCAUGUCACACAGUGGAAAAUUGUUUGUAUAUUUUGUUUUGGAUCAGACUGUGUGUUGGUACAUAGUGUUGAUUUUAUUUGCAUGAUUUUAUUGUGAUAUUUAUAUUGCAUGGUUUUAUCCUCAUAUUUAUAUUGUGUAUUUUAGUGUUGUUGCACAAUAUUCUUUUAAUCCACUGUGGACUAAGCAGACAAUUGUAGGCACCUGUGAGGUGGGGGCGUUCCCCGAGGCGGCCUAUCAGCCGCCAGACUGACCUGUUAAAGGGGUUAGUGAGCGCAGAGACGGAGAGAGCGACGCACGAAAGGUGAGCAGGAGAAAAAAGAAACUCAUGCAAGCCAGUAUAUGUGUCGAAGGACCUGCUGCCUGACUGUGGGGUGCCACGAGUCGUUCGGUGACGGAUCGGCCAGCGGAACACGGCGAUCCAGUCCCAACGGCAGGAACAGCGACAGUGGGUGGCGAUGCCCGCAAUCCACACCAGGGCAGGGGUGUCCCUCUGUCUGCAUCUGGCGGUGCUACAAGGGAAGCCGUGCAGGUGUGGAGUGGGGCGGGACUGUGCGGUGACGCGCUGUCAGGAGGAGACAGGUCUGCGACAGGAGCCCCCUCCUUGGUCUUCUGGCCGGCGUGGUUUCCAUCCCGGAAGAGAAAUUCCUCUCCUGUUUCAGAUAAGGAACAUUUGCCCGCGUGUGGCUGGACUGUGGGAUUAUGGGACAGGACGGGGGGGGGGGAUUUAGCAUAUGGGAAACAUUUGUGUAGCUUUUGUUUUGAUAGUAUAUAGUUAUUUCUGCCGGCAGGGUUUUUAGCGUAUUGAGAACACUCUUUUUAUUGUACAGGGGGAUUUUAAACUGUAUCUGUGAUUCUGGUUGUGUCUGUGUUCCCAUGGAAAUAAAUGGUGUGUUUAAGGCUAACAGUCUCUGUGCCCUGAGCGCUGACCCACUCACUCCCCUUCUUCUUGUAUGUGAACGGACUUGGAGGUGAAGAUUUAUAUACACCA
Molecule: messenger RNA, 2772 nt
Organism: Oreochromis aureus
Lineage: Eukaryota; Metazoa; Chordata; Actinopteri; Cichliformes; Cichlidae
Product: zinc finger protein RFP-like
Exons: 2
Coding region: 99-1748 (549 amino acids)
Molecular function (GO): protein binding; zinc ion binding
Source: RefSeq, a predicted model, not a curated record